AUGAAUUCCUGGUCUAGUUUUGCUGUGGUUUUAGCAGUUUGUGGUCUAGCAGCUGCAGGACACUAUCAUCAUGAGGGUGGUCAUGGUGGACAUGGAGGUGCUGGUGUUGCAGUGCAUUAUUCGGUAGUUACAGAGCAUAAAGCUGAUCAGCAUGGUCAUGGUGGUGGAUCUGGUGGUCAUGAUGCUGGGCAUGCCACUGUGCAUACUUGGGGACAAGAUGCUGCAGCAGGUCAUGAUGAAGGACAUUCUGAAGGUGCUUAUGAUGAAGGAUAUUAUGGUGGUCAUGAUGACGGUGGACAUGAUGAUGUUCACUCUUCUGGGGGACAUGAUUCAGGACAUUAUGGUGGUCAUGAUGGUGGCCAUGAUGAUGGUCAUGAUCAUCAUGCUUAUCCCAAAUACGAAUUUUCUUACGGUGUUAAGGACCCCAAAACAGGCGACAUUAAAAGCCAAUCCGAAACCAGAGAUGGUGGCAAUGUUAAAGGUAGCUACACUGUUAAGGAAGCUGAUGGCACUACACGCCAUGUAGAAUACUCUGCCGAUAAACAUAAGGGGUUCAAUGCUGUUGUUCAUACCUCGGGUCAAGCUCAUGCCGGUCAUGGUGCUGAAUAUGCUCAUGGUGGACAUGAUCAUGGCUAUGAUCAUGGUCAUGGCAAAGCCAGCAGUUAUGUCAUCGUUAAGAAACAAGAAGAAUCAAAGCAUUAA
Lucilia cuprina (Australian sheep blowfly) is the source of this 702-nucleotide messenger RNA. RefSeq names its product adult-specific cuticular protein ACP-22-like. The record is from RefSeq and is a predicted model, not a curated record. NCBI's taxonomy places the organism in Eukaryota, Metazoa, Arthropoda, Insecta, Diptera, Calliphoridae. Bases 1 to 702 code for a protein of 233 amino acids. The transcript has 2 exons. Gene Ontology annotation, cellular component: extracellular matrix.